UGCAAAGUCAAGGUGCCUUAUUUGAUAGCAAUCACCACCCGCUGCCUAGCCCCAGGACCCAGUUUGGCUUAGAGAGUUCAGAGGGUCGAAGUGACAUUGCUAAUAUGUGUAGGAACAGAUUAUCAUCUUCAUCGUCGUCAUCAUCUGUUUCAUCCAAAAGUUCUGAAGAGUUUGAUGAAGUGGCUUCUCCGGAAGAGGAUGAGGUCCCCUCCAUGUUGUCAUCCCCCCGAAGUAGUGGUAGUAGAGGGAGGGGUGGUGGAGGACCGCCACGCGCCCUGCCCGGGUCACACCCGGCAGAUAGGAGAAUCUUAGGGUCAAUAAGUGUUGACCUGCCUCAAGGAGAUGUGGCUGCAUACCAAGUUGUUAGACGUCAGCACUCCCCAAGAGUGGAACAAAGGUCGCCUCAGAUAUCACCACGGUUUGAACUCAACUUGCCGUCAGGGGCAGGCUACCAGGAUGAGGAUGAUCAAAGUGGUGCUGAUAACAUCCCAUGGCGAUCCAAUGCUCUGUUCUCAGAUGGGGCACAGAUGAAUGAUGUGGAGUCAGAGCGCAUGUCCAGCCUGUGUGCCGCCGGGUUCAUGAGCCAGAGGGUCAGACUGAGCAGGGAGUCUUCCAACAGUAGCCUCCAGUCUCCCGAUGCCUCUCAUGCCAACAUGCUGCUGGGGAGCAACAUGAGGAGUCCACUGGCCACACCGGUCAGGGAAGCAUUGCCAGAUUUAGUCCAGUCCACCACCCACCCCGUGGAGAGUGGUUCCAGCGAUGUAGUUGGCAGGAGUAAUGUCCCGUUACAGCUGGCUUUGUACCACCCAGAUGAGUUCUGCAUGGACAUCCCAGCAUCCGUGUCUGGUCCACCUUCCCAGCCCGUCACCAUGCACCAGUCACCGUCACUGCCUCAGGUCCACACCUCGUCUGACAUUGUUAUGGAGAAGAAAACCACCC
Lymnaea stagnalis (great pond snail) is the source of this 939-nucleotide messenger RNA. The record is from the annotation of a GenBank genome assembly. Lineage: Eukaryota; Metazoa; Mollusca; Gastropoda; Lymnaeidae.